CGUGGUUUAACUCGUUUGGUCCCUUUAUUAACUUAGUAACAUCUGUGAAUAUAGCUAUACGUCUCUCCCUCGGCGACUCUGAGCUCCACCAUGGCUCCAUGAUAUGAGGGGUCCGCCGUCCGUCCGCUAGAUAGACUCUCACCUUAUCACCACUUGCUAUCAAAUGGCCCACUGGAAAGAGGAGUACUCCGCCGCGCUGGCGGCUCGUGAUCGACGAGAGAAAGCCAGCAUAGCUAUUUACGAUGCUUAUACCCAACUGGCCGAUCGCACGGUUCAGGGAGCAGCGGCUGGCAACCCACCGAGCUCAGAUCCGGUUGAAGCACAGCAUGUGCCAUCCGACACUUCAGCAUCCCGCUCCAGCAAGGCGCUUUCAGGAGCAGGAACACAAGACCCAUCUCUACAAGAGACCCUCUUAGCUACACGUGCAGACCUGGCUAAGGCGCAGCGGUCACGCUCCGAACUGCAGGACCAGCUCACACGCAUGACCGCUGACUUGGAGAAGCUGCGGAAGAGAAGCACUCAGGAUAGCAGACGGAUUCGCUUACUUGAAAAUGAGAUCGCCCAUCUUCAACUACGCUUAAAGGAUCGAGAUGAGGAAUUGCGCGGGAAGGCAAAGUUAUUGGAGGAUUUCCAAGACGAGCUGGCAUCGUUGAACCUUCAACUGAAUAUGGCUGAAGAGCGGUCAUCCCGGCUGCAGAAGGAGAACCAAGAUCUUGUUGAUCGCUGGAUGGAUAGAAUGGGUAAGGAAGCAGAAGCCUUGAAUGAUGCCUCUAAGUUCUCAUAGAGGGCUACGCGACGAACCGACACGGCCAUGGUUUUCUACCUGCCUGAAUUGG
This is a messenger RNA of Aspergillus costaricaensis CBS 115574, 836 nucleotides long. RefSeq names its product ATG16 family protein. Lineage: Eukaryota; Fungi; Ascomycota; Eurotiomycetes; Eurotiales; Aspergillaceae. The transcript is spliced from 3 exons. The record is from RefSeq and is a predicted model, not a curated record. Bases 164 to 784 code for a protein of 206 amino acids.